AUGUGCAAGGCCGGUUUCGCCGGUGACGAUGCUCCCCGUGCCGUCUUCCCCUCCAUUGUCGGUCGUCCCCGUCACCAUGGUAUCAUGAUUGGUAUGGGUCAGAAGGACUCCUACGUCGGUGAUGAGGCACAGUCCAAGCGUGGUAUCCUCACCCUCAGAUAUCCCAUCGAGCACGGUGUCGUCACGAACUGGGAUGACAUGGAGAAGAUUUGGCACCACACCUUCUACAACGAGCUCCGUGUCGCCCCUGAGGAGCACCCCGUUCUCUUGACCGAAGCCCCCAUCAACCCCAAGUCCAACCGUGAGAAGAUGACCCAGAUCGUCUUCGAGACCUUCAACGCCCCCGCAUUCUACGUCUCCAUCCAGGCUGUCCUGUCGCUGUACGCCUCCGGUCGUACCACUGGUAUCGUUCUGGACUCUGGUGACGGUGUCACUCACGUCGUCCCCAUCUACGAGGGUUUCGCCCUCCCCCACGCCAUCUCGCGUGUCGACAUGGCCGGUCGUGACCUGACGGACUACCUCAUGAAGAUCUUGGCCGAGCGUGGUUACACUUUCUCCACUACCGCUGAGCGUGAAAUUGUCCGUGACAUCAAGGAGAAGCUUUGCUACGUCGCCCUCGACUUCGAGCAGGAGAUCCAGACCGCUUCCCAGAGCUCCAGCCUCGAGAAGUCUUACGAGCUUCCUGACGGCCAGGUUAUCACCAUUGGUAACGAGCGCUUCCGUGCUCCUGAGGCUCUCUUCCAGCCCAGCGUUCUGGGUCUCGAAAGCGGUGGUAUUCACGUCACCACCUUCAACUCCAUCAUGAAGUGUGAUGUUGAUGUCCGUAAGGAUCUGUACGGCAACAUUGUCAUGUCUGGUGGUACUACCAUGUACCCUGGUAUCUCCGACCGUAUGCAGAAGGAGAUCACCGCCCUUGCUCCUUCCUCGAUGAAGGUCAAGAUCAUUGCUCCUCCCGAGCGCAAGUACUCCGUCUGGAUCGGUGGUUCCAUCCUGGCCUCCCUCUCCACCUUCCAGCAAAUGUGGAUCUCCAAGCAGGAGUACGACGAGAGCGGUCCCUCCAUCGUCCACCGCAAGUGCUUCUAA
Molecule: messenger RNA, 1083 nt
Organism: Aspergillus uvarum CBS 121591
Lineage: Eukaryota; Fungi; Ascomycota; Eurotiomycetes; Eurotiales; Aspergillaceae
Gene: act1
Product: actin ACT1
Exons: 4
Coding region: 1-1083 (360 amino acids)
Source: RefSeq, a predicted model, not a curated record